Hyla sarda is the source of this 10964-nucleotide messenger RNA. It is a transcript of the gene AASDH, whose product is annotated as aminoadipate-semialdehyde dehydrogenase. Gene Ontology annotation, biological process: amino acid activation for nonribosomal peptide biosynthetic process. Gene Ontology annotation, molecular function: protein binding. NCBI's taxonomy places the organism in Eukaryota, Metazoa, Chordata, Amphibia, Anura, Hylidae. The record is from RefSeq and is a predicted model, not a curated record. The coding region runs from base 611 to 3970 and encodes 1119 amino acids. The transcript is spliced from 19 exons.
UCCGGGUUAUGUCUCCCGCAGACCCACAGCGCACAUGCGCAAAGACACAGGACGAUUUUUACUAUUGGUUUUGAUUUGGGUCAUGUGUUGGUAAAGAGAGCGGAAGUCAUGACUGCGUAUGCGCUGCUUGUGUUUACUAUGGAGCUGUGGUAGAGAUGACAGGGUUCUGUAGUAGAGAAGUGGAAGCAUGAACCCAUAGUGAUGAGAGGGAAGUAACCAGAUGCCGCGAUCAUGUCAAGUAUUAGCCACAGGUCCUGGUCGCCGAUAGCAACCAGGAUCCACCAGGUUCGCUUUAACAGACCUUCCUUUGCUACCGGUAUGUAACUGGGGUAGGAAGAAAGUAGAGCACUUUCAGAGAAGAUGGGAACAGAGUCAGUGCACACCUGAUUAAAAAGGUCAAAUACAGAGGCUCAGAACGGACGAAUCAAGGAACAGUCCCGCCACAUAUGGAGUAGAUAACGAGCAGUCCUUGGACGCCCGGGGGACCAAAAGAACUUAGAGCACAACAAUCAUAGGCUCACAAGAAAAGAAGCCAGCAGGCGGACAGGCAGGGUUUGCAUCAGCAUGCAGCACCACAGAUCCUCAUUGGGCCCAGCUCUCCAAGCAGCGGAUGCAACUGCACAGCAUUCCUCUCCAUCGGCCGGCUCACAAGCAACCCGGUCAACGCUGCACAGCACCUGUUCCUCCCCGGGAAGACGAACCAGCUCGCCGAUGGGUUCCCCUGCCUCUAACUUGGCACCCCGGAGCCUCUUAUUCACAGCACACCAUUGUGGCUGCAGAGGUCACUGGUCUCGGGAUGGAGUGUACCCUGCAUGACAUGGUAGCGCAGGCUGCAGCGUUACAUAAGGACAGGAGAGCAGUAUGUUUUCAACCAUACAACAAGACUCCAGUUUACUACACGUACCAGGACAUGCUACAGAGGGCUGAACAGCUGGAACUUUUUCUGAAAUGCCAUGAUCUGGAAAAUAAAACUAUUGGUCUGUACUGCCAAGCAGGAAUCCAUUUGCCGUCCUGGAUCCUGGGGAUUCUAAGAGUGCCAGCUGCAUAUUCUCCAAUAGACCCUGGUGCUCCAUCACCCUUCACAUCAUCACUAAUUCAGAGGUGUAAGAUCCAGUAUAUGCUCGUGGAGGAAGACAAAGUUGAAGUGUUCAAGCUAUUGCCUGACUGGAUAGAAAAGGACUCCUCCACAGUGCAACACCUUAAUGUCCGACUUUUUGAAGCUGUUAGAAAUGAUAAAAGAAUUGACUCAGAAUCCAAAAAUGCAGUUGACCCCAAUUCAAAUGACAGCACACAGAAUGAAGAAUACAUUUACAUUCGGGACAGGCAAUGCUUAGCUUAUGUUCUACACACCUCUGGGACAACAGGCACCCCCAAAAUAGUCAGUGUUCCACAUUCCUGCAUUGUGCCAAAUAUUCUUCAUCUAAGAUUCAUCUUUGACGUCUCACCAAAUGAUAUUGUGUUACUGUCAGCGCCACUGACCUUUGACCCAUCCGUCAUUGAGAUGUUUGUUGCCUUAUCAGCUGGAGCUUGUCUUCUAGUUCUGCCAGACCCCCUUAAAAUAAAUCAUCAGAAACUGUGCAAAGUGCUGUUUACCCAGCAUAAAGUGACUGUGCUACAGGUGACUCCCACUUUUUUGAGAAGCUUUGGUUCCCAUUCAAUUUGGUCUUCAGUGCUCUCCAGAAAUACUUCUCUUAGAAUUUUAGCACUUGGAGGAGAACAAUUCCCAUCUCUAAGUGUCAUAAAAAGUUGGAAACAGCCUGGCAACAAGACACGUAUCUUCAAUCUUUAUGGCAUCACUGAGGUUUCAAGUUGGGGAACUUAUUAUGAAGUGCCGGAGACCAUACUUAAUUCUUCAUCAGGUUUUAAAGAUUUAGUGCCGAUUGGCUGUCCCCUACGUGGAACAGUGGUAGAAAUCCGAAAUGAUGAUGGUGUCAGGGUUGAAGAAGGAGAAGGACAAGUUUAUCUGGGAGGGAGACAACGGGUAUGCCUUUUGGAUGAUGAGAUAACACUGCCUUAUGGAACAAUGAGAGCAACUGGGGACUGGGUGAAAUUGAAAGAUGGGGACAUGUUUUACAUGGGACGCAAAGAUAACCAGAUUAAACGUCAUGGCAAGAGAUUAAAUACUGAAUAUGUACAGCAGGUUGUAGAGAAGCUUGAACUUGUUGAAGCAUGUGCAGUGAUGUGGUAUAAGGCCAAAAAAUUAGUUUUAUUUAUCGUGUUAAAAAGACCCUUAGAAAAGAAAUCUAUAUGGAGAGAUCUGCAGACUCAUCUCCUGAGUUAUGCUUUACCUGAUGACUUGGUUCUGGUGGACUCUAUGCCACAUACAAAGCAUGGUAAAAUAGACUUUUCUAGAUUAAAUCUAAUUUAUGGUGACCACUUAAGGGAAAAGAUGGAUGCACAGUUGUCACACAUAACAGAUGAUUUGUGGCGUGACCUGCAGAAGCUAUGGAAGUCUGUGCUUGGACUUAGUGAAGGAUUUCCUGACAUUUCUGGAGAUUCAGUAUUUUUGCUCAGUGGUGGUGACUCUUUAAAGGCAAUCCGGUUUCAUGAAGAAGUGGAGGAUUUGGUUGGUAGGUCUGUGCCGGGACUUUUAGAAGUCAUCCUCAGUGAUACUUUCCUAGAUAUUCACAAAUACAUUUAUAAAUAUACUUUUACAGUUAUGCAAGAAUUACAGGAUCAAACCAUUGUUAAUGACACUGGAAACCAUGUAAGUAAAGACCACUUAAUAAAACGAAAAGCUGAAACUCCGAGAAUACAAGUGGAGGCUGCUUCCUUUGUUGCUUUAAGCAAAGGUAACCAACUGUUCCUAAAUGUGUGUUCUGAACACGUGGGCCAACGGUGUGAAGUAACUCACAGGUUAAGCCAGGAUCUGGUACACGUCAAUACAAACCCUAAACGAACAAAGCCAAGUCCAUCUUCUGAGCAGGUUUUGACUCUACAGGAAAGAUGGGCAUCCGAUACGGGCAAAUGUGUAGAUGCUUCGCCUCUUCUUGUUGUAUCACUUAAUGAAGACUUGCCAAGAACAGUGUACAUUGGAUCCCAUUCACAUAGAGUGCAAGCUCUUGAUUUGGACACUGGGGCAGUGGUGUGGGAGAGAGUACUUGGAGAUCGUAUUGAAUCUUCUGCAGCAGUGACUAAAUGUGGAAAAUUCAUCCUUGUAGGCUGCUAUGAUGGCUGUGUUUAUGCCCUACGGAGGAGGAAUGGGGAAACACACUGGAUCUUCACCACUGGCAAUGCCGUGAAAUGCUCUCCUGCUGUAGAUCCGAAGUCCGGGCUGGCAUUUAUUGGCUCACAUGAUCAAUGCCUAUAUGCUUUGGACGUUGAAGUAAAGCAAUGUAUCUGGAAAGCUCAUUGUGAAGGAGGAGCUGUGUUUUCUUCUCCUUGUAUUAGUAUGGAACCACAUCAUUUAUAUACAGCUACCCUGGGAGGACGAGUGCUGGCAUUUAACCCUGUCACAGGAAAAACUAUAUGGACGAUUGAUCUAAGAAAACCCGUGUUUUCUUCACCAUCAUGCGACCAGAAACACGUUUUUGUUGGCUGCGUAGAUGCAAAUUUCUACUGCUUCAGUCAUAUGGGUGAGAAGCUAUGGCAGUUCUCUACUGAUGGGCCUAUAUUUUCCUCUCCGUGUAUCUCUCCUCUGUCCAAGCGUAUCACAUUUGGCUCACAUGAUGGCUUCAUCUAUUGCUGUAGUGCUGAGGCUGAAAUAUUAUGGAAAUACAAAACCAGCUCUCGAGUAUAUGCAACUCCAUUUAUAUUUCCCAACCCACACGCCGGAUCCGCUGAGCUGCUGGCUGUCGUUUCUACAGAUGGAACUUUGUAUAUAAUAGAUGCUCUCUCAGGACUUCUGAUCCAGCAGUAUGUACUGGAAGGAGAGAUAUUUUCCUCUCCCGUUGUGUAUGACAGCCGACUGGUUGUUGGUUGCAGGAACAAUUAUAUUUACUGCUUUGAUUUGAUUAGAUAUGUAAAGUAAAUUUUAGAGAAUUAGAGAUGUAAGAAGCCUUACAUGGUAGUUUGCAAUGCUUGUAAAAUGCCUUGUAUCUGUUUUUGUAUAUGAAAUAUUGUGUUCCACUUAAGGGGGUUACCCAGCUAUAUAAUAUUGAUAGGACAUUCUUAGGAAUCAGGGCAUCAAUACUAAAUGGUUGGGGGACUCCUGACAUCCCCGCCAAUAUCAGGUAAGUCCCACCUUGGUUUUGGGUUCAGAAAAUUGACAGUGUUAAUUUUCUUUCUGUAGAGAUCAUUCUACUCUAACUUAAUUUAUGUGUGACUGCUGGGAUUGGGAUUCUCAAAUUAAAAUAAUGUUCCUGUGUCUACCUGAAGCUAGAUCAGUGGUAAAACAGCAGCUUUGGAAAGUCAAAACAUCUAUUUUGAUACCUUAUUCCUGCAGAGUUGCUAUUUUCUUUCAUCUUAAUUUUUGACUGAUUAGAACCAGAUAUUGAAAUAUGUUUAUUUCUUCUAAAUUGUUAUUGCCAUUUUUUUUUUCUAGUUUCCAUUAUGGCCACUAGGCCUAAAAUUUAAGGGGUACCCUGCCUGUAGACAUCAUCUCCCCUAUCGCGGGGGGUCCGGUCACUGGGACCCUUCGCAAUCAGAACGACACGUUCGAGUGGCCAUGGUUGUGAUGUCAGAACGCUGGGUUCGGGCGACCGUGGUCGUGAUGGAGAGGGGGGGGGGGUGUGUGAUGGCUGUGCUCAGUACACCGAGGUGCAGGGCCGGAAAUCGCAGGGGGUCCCAGUGGCCAGACCGCCCUCGAUCAGACAUCUUAUCCUUUGGAUAGGAGUACCCCUUUUAAGCUGAGACUUCCUAUUUUGUCUCCUGCCCCAUCAUAAUGUUCAAAAAAUGAAAUUAAUUAAAUAACUAAAAUUUCAGAAAAAAAAAGAUUUUAAAGAUAAAAAGUUAAUUCAUUUCUAUGGGAGCGCCAGACAUGCCAGUGUGCUGGACUCUUAUAAUCAGGAUAGGGGACCCCCCCCCCCCCCCCCCCCACACACACAAUCAGCUAGUUAUCUCCUAUCCUGUGGAUAGGGAAUAAGAGAGUUUUCACUAGACAACCUCUUAAAGGGGGUACUCUACUGGCCAGCGUUCGUAACAUUUAGCUACGAAUGCUGUGCUCGUGCUGUGGGGGUCAGCCCACCCCCGCAUGAUGUCACACCCCACCCCCUCAAUGCAAGUCUAUGGGAGGGGGUGGGGCAGCCAUCACGCCCUAUCCCAUAGACUUGCAUUGAGGGGGUGGGAUGUGAUGUCACAAGGGGCGUGGCCGACCACCGCAGCACAAGCACAGCAUUCUUAGUUAAAUGUUACGCUGGCCAGUGGAGUACCCCCUUUAGGGCCUAUUCACACGUACAGUAUUCUGUGCAGAUUUGAUGCACAUCAUUUCAAGUUAUGUUCAGUUUACAUUGAAAUCUGCAGCAAAAAAUUCUGCACAUCAAAUCUGUGUGUCAAAUAUGCACAGAAUACUGUAUGUGUAAAUAGCCCAUUAAGGAUUGAAAGUAACCAAAUCAUUCCCACCAUGUCAUAGGCUGGCACAGGAAUAGUAUUCUGUUGUAAGGACCACUCCAAACGAGUCCUCACAAUUUCUGCCCAGAAUUCUGCUAAAUGUAAGGUCUUAUAUUUUUGAAGAGUCCAUAAAGCUGAAUUUCUGUGGCAAAACUUCUGCAGCAUAAAUUUCUACUGUGUGAAUGGGACAGCGGAAUCCCCAUUUAAAUUAAUGUGCAGUAAAUUUUGCAGAAUUUUCCAGCAGAACUGUGCAUGGAAAUUCUCUUGUGUGAACAUAGGCUGUCAAGCAAUGAAUCCCUUUUUCGCAUUAUACUGUUAAGGUGUUCAUACACCUUAGACCAGACCUGGGCAUUUUACGGCCCGCGGGCCACAUACGGCCCUUUGAUUGGCUCUGACCGGCCCGCGCUGACUAUCGGGCCGUACAAAGCCCACGUCUGCCUUAGACUAAAGUAGGCUGAACCCGACUUUGUGAUAUCAGUUGAGAGAAAUAUUGGACUUUUACUACAAGACUCAAUUGUGGAAGAGAUAAGCCAGCACCAGAGCUGUCUGGCUGCAGUUUGGAAAUCAAGUAACAGUCAUCACAUGCUUGGGGGGCAGGAACCCCCUUAACAAAUUAAGUCUACCGUGGGUGGAGCCCACUUUUAUCUUUCUUGUAGAGGCAAUGCAUUGUGGUAUAUUUUUUUAAACAACUACUGCAUUAAAGUGAUACAAAGAAACAUUCAAAAAGUUCAUACUUUUUAUUGACGGUUUUGUGUUUUUUAUGGACCUCUUUAUAACAGUCAGACAAAACUUAAAUAGAAAUUACACAUAUAAGAAUUUAUAUCUUUUGUUUGUACUUUUUCCACAACACCUUUUUGCACAAAGUUCAGCUAAAUUUAAUCCUGAAUUCCAAAGGAUUCCUUUGGAGAUGACACUGAAUAUGUAUUUUUCAAUGAAUGGUUGCUAAUAAUUUAGAACAAACUAAUAUUUUCUAAUAAGAAACCAGUGUACUUGAAAAUAAAAAAUAAAAAGUACAACAAAAACUGCACAAAUUACAUAUUAAUAGAUUUAUACACAACUGUAUUAUUAAACUGAAAAGAUCAUUGUCCACAGCAAAUAAGAGCAAUGUUAUAUUGUAUUGUAUAUGUACAUACUGGUUUAUAUUUUUUAUGGCCUGUGCUAUUUGUGCGCAAGCUUGAUGGGAAUUUACAGAAUUUAAAUGUCACUUGCAAGUACUUUUUUAUAUUUACAGAGGAGUCAGCCCUUUUAGAAAGCUGAAUCAAUAUACUUUAUUCAUCAGAAAUUAAGGAAAUCAAUGAGGGUCUUGUGUAUAUUAGAAAAUAACUAUUGCUUCAGCUCUUAGAAAGUCUUUAGUAUGUAGAGAUAUUAAGUUAAAAAAGAAAAUCCUUUAUAAUAGGAAAAUUUCCAGUAAAUACAAGUACAUCAGUAAAGUGACUAUAACUGUACUUUUAGGGUAUGUUCACACUUGGCAGAUAAGCUGCAGAUUUGUUGCAAAUUUUCCCAGUUCACUUCAGUCAAAAUCUGCCACAUAUGUGCCGUGUGUGAACAUACCCUUAAAGCUCUUUUACACUGGCUGAUCAUCGGGUGGACGAGCGUCCCUAAGUACACUGCUCAAAAAAAAUUAAGGAAACACUUAAACAACACAAUGUAACUCAAAGUCAAUCACACUUCUGUGAAAUCACACUGUCCACUCAGGAAGCAACACUGAUUGACAAUAAAUUUCACAUGCUGGUGUGCAAAUGGAACAGACAACAGGUGGAAAUUAUAGGCAAUUAGCAAGACACCCCCAAUAAAGGACUGGUUCUGCAGGUGGUGACCACAGACCACUUCUCAGUUCCUAUGCUUCCUGACUGAUGUUUUGGUCACUUUUGAAUGCUGGCGGUGCUUUCACUCUAGUGGUGGCAUGACUUGGGAGUCUACAACCCACACAAGUGGUUCAGGUAGUGCAACUCCCCCAGGAUGGCACAUCAAUGGGAGCUGUGGCAAGAAGGUUUGCUCUGUUUGUCAGCAUAGUGUCCAGAGCAUAGAGGCACUACCAGGAGACAGGCCAGUACAUCAGGAGACGUGGAGGAGGCUGUAGGAGGGCAACAACCCGGCAGCAGGACCACUACCUCCGCCUUUGUGCAAGGAGGAGCACUGUUAGAGCCCUGCAAAAUGACCUACAACAGGCCACAAAUGUGCAGGUGUCCACUCAAAUGGUCCGAAACAGACUCCAUGAGGGUGGUAUGAGGGCCUGACAUCCACAGGUGGGGGUUGUGCUUACAGCCCAACACUGGCGCCCUGUGCUCUUCACAGAUGAAAGCAGGUUUACACUGAGCACAUGUGACAGUCUGGAUAUGCCGUGGAGAACAUUAUGCUGCCUGCAACAUCCUCCAGCGUGACUGGUUUGGCGGUGGGUCAGUAAUGGUGUGGGGUUGCAUUUCUUUGGGGGGCCGCACAGCCCUCCAUGUGCUUGCCAGAAGUAGCCUGACUGCCAUUGGGCUCUGAGAUGAGAUCCUCAGACCCCUUGUGAGACCAUAUGCUGGUGCGGUUGGCCCUGGGCUCCUCCUAAUGCAAGACAAUACAAGACCUAAUGUGGCUGAAGUGUCAGCAGUUCCUGCAAGAGGAAGGCAUUGAUGCUAUGGACUGGCCUGUCCAUUCUCUAGACUGUUCAGGAGUUGGUGGAUGCUUUAGUCCAGGUCUGGGAAGACAUCCCUCAGGAGACCAUCCGCCACCUCAUCAGGAGCAUGCCCAGGCGUUGUAGGGAGGACAUAUGGGCACAUGGAGGCCACACACACUACUGAGCCUCAUUUUUGACUUGUUUUAAGGACAUUAAAUCAAAGUUGGAUCAGCCUGUAGUGAGGUUUUCCACUUUGAUUUUGAGUGUGACUCCAUAUCCAGACCUCCAUGGGUUGAUAAAUUUGAUUUCCAUUGAUAAUUUUUGUGUGAUUUUGUUGUCAGCACAUUCAACUAUGUAAAGACGAAAGUAUUUCAUACGAUUAGUUCAUUCAUUCAGAUCUAGGAUGUGUUAUCUUAGUCUUCCCUUUAUUGUUUUGAGCAGUGUAUUCUAGUUCUUAAUAAUCAACUUCUGUAAAAGGGCCAGCGAUCAGGUGUCCCAUAAGAACAUGAAGAGAUUGACUGACUCAGCUCCUCAGCCUGUGUAAAGGGGCCCUUAGGCAGAUUUGUCAUUCUGAGAGCCAAUAGCAAAUGUAUACCACUGGAAACCACUAAAUUGGAAAUUAAUAGUCUUAAUUAAAGGAAAAGGAACAACUGGAGGACUUGUAUUUACUGUCUCUUUUUUUUCUGCCUUCAGAUUAAUAUGAUUUUAACCUUUUGACACUAGAAUCUGUAGACUAUUUUAAACAGUGGUACCUAAACAUAAUCUAACAAUGUAGUGCACCAGUCUUUGCAUAAUCCAAUUUAAUUUGAAGUAACAAAAGUGUAUAUAAUUUUCUUACAGCACUCUUUGAGUUCAGGAGUGGUAUUACAGCCUAGAAAAGAUUUAACAUUUUUUGCAUAUUAGAUAUAAGAAGUAUGGCUGCUCUGGUUUCGGUUAGGACCACAACAAUUAUAAUUACCACAUGACCAUAAUAAUACGUAAACCAGCACACGAUUCCUGUUAAGACUUAAUGUAUACAGUUUAAAUGUCAGGCCUUGUUUUUGUGAGUAAUGGCUUCAAGUCAGUAUACUCUAAGUUCAUAAUAAUGCUUUUAUACAGGAAACUCUGUGUCUUCCUAAUUCAAUGUAUUACAUUCUAAAGAAUGAUUUUCCAACAGUCAUGUAAUUACAUUUCUGCUGAGCAUUUUCAUGCUGAUCAAUUAUACCAGUCCUAAUACUAGUCUCCAUAUUCCAUGCAAGUCAGACUGACGCUUUAAAUAAUAAUAAUAAUAAUACUACACAAGCUGAAAAGAUUGAUCCACAUGAACAGAUUUACUCUGCUUCUCCUACACAUAGUUCUGACCACAGGAUUAUGUCCAAAUGACUCAAACCAGUCAUCUGGACAUGUGCAGAUCACACCAGCCAUACUGUGUAGUGUAGUUACACUGAGACAGACAAGGACAUAUGUGUUUAUAUAAUGUCAUAUCUGAAUACAAUAUCCUAAGAAUUGCUGUGCAUUUUAGUGUUAAGCGGACGUCAGAGUUACAUUUUCAUAGUGUAUUACUUUAGCUUUUGUGCAUCCUUGGAUCAGAUGUUUUUCUAUCUAUAUUCACCUAAUAAUUUUUUCUUAAGAGGUAAAAGCAUUGGACCAGAGGUAUAGAUGAAAUGGUGAGAUUUGCUUUGUCCGGAAGAUACACAGAGUGUGGGUAAGCCAGUGUGUAUAGGAGAUGCCCAGCAAUUUAUACUGCUACUCAAUGCUGCUUAGGAGCAUUAAAGGUAUGAAAAUAUGACUAGUGUACUCAUUAUUUAAGAUCAGACUCAUUCCUUAUAUCAUAUAAGGUCUUAAAAAAGGAAAAAAUAUUUGGACUUGGGAUUUAAGUAUUUAUCGCUCCCAUUACGUUUAAAAAACAUGCAGCAUAUAAUCAUGGGGUACAGGAAACCUAUUUACUCAUGCAAGUUAUAAUGAAAGGGGGUUGUCCACCAGCAACACACAGCCCCAUCCACUGCUGGAAAGUCGGAGACUCAAGACUCCUGUUCCUUAGAUCACACAGGGUCCCAGCUUGUGGGUAGGAGGUAAGUGUUGGUGGGACCACCUCUUUAAAGCAAUUUGCCAGUCUUCCUAGAAAUUGAUGUUCUGCUCUUAGGAUAGGCCUUUCAGUAUCAAAUUGGUGGACACUCCAAGAACAAAGCCACACUUGUCCACAGGUUUAAAAGGGUACUCCACUGGAAAACAUUUAUUUAAAUUUUUUUCUUUAAUCAACUAGUGCCAGAAAUUUAAACAGAUUUGUAAAUUACUUCUAUUUAAAAAUAUUAAUCCUUCUAGUACUUAUCAGCUGCUAUAUGCUCCACAGGAAGUUCUUUUCUUUUUGAGUUUUCUUUGUCUGACCACAGUGCUCGCUACUGCCACCUCUGUCCAUUUUAAGAACUGUCCAGUUCUGUCCAGAAGUAAUUUACAAAUCUGUUGAACGUUCUGGCACCAGUUGAUUUAAAAGAAAAAUGUUUUCCAGUGCAGUACCUGUUUAAGGUGUUGUAGCUCUAGGUGAACACUGCAUCCCCUUCAUUGGUUACCGGGUAUAAUACUAUAUAUUCUGUAGUGGCUGUGAUUCAAAAUCCCAGUAAACUUGUUUAACCUGCACUGAUCACUCAUACUAUAUAAAGAACCACAAAUAUCAGUCACAUAGGUAUAUGACUCUUACCGAUGGCAUAUGUAAGGGUAGAAAAGGAAUGGCUGGUUGGAUUUCAACAUGCCUACUCCCCUCUCCCCAUUCAAAACACAUACCUGUGCCCUUAAAGUGGAACUCCUAUGGAAAAAAAAAAUCAAAUCAACUGGUGCCAGAAAUUUAAACAGAUUUAUAAAUGACUUCUAUUUAAAAAUAUUAACCCUUCCAGUACUUAUCAUC